AUGGAGAAAACCGCUCUCAAAACGAAGGCUGUGGAGACAGUGCCGAACAACCUCGUGGCAAAUGCCGAAGCUGCCAUAGCUUGGGAACAUUCAUUGAAUCCUCGUCGCGCCUUGAAAAAAUAUGCCAACGCUGUUUGGUUCGGUGCUUUCGUGUCCCUCGCCCUGGUCAUGGAGGGAUUUGACACCAAGAUCAUGGGAUCACUUUACGCUGUACCUGCCUUCCAGAAAGACUUCGGGUUUCAGACAGCUCGGGGAUCCUAUCAGAUCUCCGCGGCCUGGCAAAGCGGAAUGAGUGGUAUCACGGGGGCUACGUCCAUUUUUGGAAUGUUCUUGGGUGGCUAUGCCUCCGAGAGGUUCGGGUUUCGGAGAACCAUGCUGGCCGCCUUGAUUUCUAUGCCACCAAUUGUUUUCAUCUUUUUCUUUGCGCCUCGUCUCGAAGUCUUGGCGGUUGCAAAUUUCCUGUUCGCUUUUCCUCUGGGUGUCUUUCAGACAGUAACGACGGUAUACGUCACCGAGAUCAUGCCCACCCCGCUUCGCCCUUAUCUCACUAGUUGCUAUUCGCUAGCUUGGGCGUUAGGUCAGCUUCUCAAUGCAGUUGUCUUUCGGGGCACCCUAAAAUUGCCCGGCUCAUGGUCGUACCGUGUUCCUUUCGCUCUCCAGUGGUUCUGGCCAGUUGUUAUCAUCAUCGGGGUCUACAUGGCACCAGAGUCACCUUGGUGGCUAGUACGCCAGAACCGGCUAGCCGAAGCCGAAGCCGCCAUUACUAGGUUGACCUCGAAGGAACUAGAUAUCGAGAUUCAGAAACUUGUCUCCUUGAUUGUCUUUACCACAAAUCACGAGCGAAAUGUCGAAUCGCGUACCAGUUAUCUCACAUGUUUCAAGGGGGUCAAUCUCCGCAGAACCCUCAUCGUCAUUGGCGUUUAUAUUAUGCAGGUGUUGACCGGCGCACCCUUGAGGGCAUGGAUGACCUACUUCUUCCAACAAGCCGGACUACCUACUGAUCAAUCGUUCAACAUGACGAUUGUUGCAUUGACGCUCUCUGUAUUGGGAGUUCUGGGUGCAUGGGCCAUUUUGACCUAUACGGGUCGAAGAAGAAUGUAUCUGUUUGGCAACUUAAUCUCCGUAGUCCUUUUCACAGCCAUCGGCGGAAUGGGAGCCAAGCUCCAAAAUGGCUCCUCCUCAGCAUUGGGCUGGGGUAUUGGGGCUCUCCUAGCAUUGGAUGGCUUUGUGGCCAAUCUUCUGAUCCUGCCUGUCACGUUCGUGUUGGUUUCUGAAAUUCCAUCUUCACUCCUUCGAAGCAAGUCGGUUGUGGUUGCACGCAACACCUACGCUGUCGUCAACAUUGUCGCCGGCACGAUCACGCCAUACAUGAUUAAUCCCACGGCUUGGAAUUGGGGAGCUCUAACGGGAUUCUUUUGGGCUGGCGCUUGCGUUAUUGGAUUCACUUUUACGUUCUUCAUGGUCCCAGAGUCCAAAGGUAGAACAACCGCGGAGAUGGAUCUUUUGUUUGAGCAAAAAGUCCAUGUCCGGAAGUUCAAGGUCACGGAGGUCACCCUGUCCGACGUUGAAGGGAGCGGGCUACCCUAG
Messenger RNA from Exophiala aquamarina CBS 119918, 1587 nucleotides. RefSeq lists its product as uncharacterized. The transcript has 5 exons. NCBI's taxonomy places the organism in Eukaryota, Fungi, Ascomycota, Eurotiomycetes, Chaetothyriales, Herpotrichiellaceae. Gene Ontology annotation, cellular component: membrane. Gene Ontology annotation, molecular function: carbohydrate:proton symporter activity. Gene Ontology annotation, biological process: transmembrane transport; carbohydrate transport. The record is from RefSeq and is a predicted model, not a curated record. Bases 1 to 1587 code for a protein of 528 amino acids.